Messenger RNA from Anopheles bellator, 1503 nucleotides. RefSeq names its product somatostatin receptor type 2-like. Bases 1 to 1503 code for a protein of 500 amino acids. NCBI's taxonomy places the organism in Eukaryota, Metazoa, Arthropoda, Insecta, Diptera, Culicidae. Gene Ontology annotation, molecular function: somatostatin receptor activity; peptide binding. Gene Ontology annotation, cellular component: neuron projection; membrane. Gene Ontology annotation, biological process: G protein-coupled receptor signaling pathway. The record is from RefSeq and is a predicted model, not a curated record. The transcript is spliced from 2 exons.
AUGGAGGACCGAAACGAUACGUCACUGUUCCUGGUGGGCGCCGGUGGGUUCGAUGUGCUGUCCGACGAGCCGACGAACCUGUCCACGUUCGGGCUCUACCCGGAGCUGAACGAAACGUUUGUCGGCAACAUCACCUGCCCGCCGACCGAUAUGCCCACCACGUACUAUCUGUUCAUGUUCCUGUACGCGGUCGUCUGCCUGGUGGGCGUCCUGGGCAAUACGCUCGUCAUCUACGUAGUUCUUCGGUUUUCCAACAUGCAAACGGUCACGAAUAUGUACAUCCUCAACCUGGCGAUCGCCGACGAGUGCUACUUGAUCGGGAUUCCGUUCCUGAUCGCCACUAUGCACAUGCAACGGUGGACCUUCGGUGGGGCAAUGUGCAAGGCGUAUAUGGUCAGUACCUCGAUCACGCAGUUUACCUCGUCCAUCUUCCUGUUCAUCAUGUCCGCCGACCGGUACAUUGCGAUCUGCCACCAUAUCUCGUCGCCCAAGUACCGGACGCCGCUCGUGUCGCGCAUCGUGUCGGUCCUGGCGUGGCUCGCUUCCGCCCUGAUCAUGCUCCCGAUCAUGAUCUACGCGGACGUGAUCGAGCAGAAACCGAACACGUACUCCUGCCAGAUCCUGUGGCCCGAGGCGCACGGCCACCUGCCCGGCUACACGUUCACCGUGUACUCGCUGAUCCUGGGCUUCGUGAUACCGCUCUGCUUCAUCAUGACGUUCUACUGUCUGGUGAUACGGAAGCUGCGCAACGUCGGCCCGAAAACGACGGGCGGCAAGUCGCGCGGCAAACGGCGCUCCCACCGGAAGGUGACGAAGCUCGUGCUGACCGUCAUCACGGUCUACAUUCUCUGCUGGCUACCGUACUGGAUCUCCCAGGUCGCCCUCAUCACGUCCGACUUCGAGACGUGCGGCACGCGGCUCGAUAUGAUCCUGUUUCUGCUGGUCGGGUGCCUCGGGUACAUCAACUCCGCCAUCAACCCGAUCCUGUACGCGUAUCUGAGUGAGAACUUCAAGAAGAGCUUCCUGAAGGCGUGCACCUGCGCGGCCCGGGCCGAAGUGAACGCCCAGCUGAAGCUCGAAAACAGCGUCAUGCCGAAGCGGUCCCGCACUCGGACCAACUCCGACACGACCCAGCUGACGACCGGUGGUUCCAAAGUGCAGCACCGGCUGCUGGUGGCGGAACCGACGACGACCGCCACCACGACCACCACGGCCGCAUCCUGCGUGUCGUCGCGCAAUCCCAGCCCACCACCAGCCCAGGCAGCGACGGUGGGCCAGCGAAACCAUCUCCUUACCGUGCCUGGCGCAUCGGGCACCGCGAACAACAACAACAGCAACAACCGUAAUUACAACAUCAACAGCAAUCACAGCAGCAGCAGCAACGACACUUGCAUCGAUGCGGGUGAAAGCUUGUCCGGUUCCGGUGCCACCGGCAGCGUCGUGCCCAACGGCUACGAGGACCAGCACCAACAGCAGCAGCAACCGCUCGUCAGUCUGACGUAA